This is a messenger RNA of Nymphalis io (European peacock), 891 nucleotides long. Its product is annotated as electron transfer flavoprotein beta subunit lysine methyltransferase-like. Gene Ontology annotation, biological process: peptidyl-lysine trimethylation. The transcript has 6 exons. Gene Ontology annotation, molecular function: protein-lysine N-methyltransferase activity. NCBI's taxonomy places the organism in Eukaryota, Metazoa, Arthropoda, Insecta, Lepidoptera, Nymphalidae. The record is from RefSeq and is a predicted model, not a curated record. The coding region runs from base 226 to 879 and encodes 217 amino acids. Gene Ontology annotation, cellular component: mitochondrial matrix.
UCCACGAAAUAAACUUGUCGCGAUUCAAUGUGUUGGAUAUUUUACACUUGUGUUGUGCUGUAGUUUUAAUAUUUACAGUGAUAUCGGGAUGUGUGUGGACCCUUUUGGUAGUGAGCAUCCUUCUGUGGAUCACAACGUGUUAGCUUAGACAGGAUCUUGGCGAGGAAGUCGUUUUUGUGGAGGGACUUUUUAUUGAUUGCACAUCUGAUAGUGCGUUUACUCAUAAUGCUUAAAGAAUUCACGUCACUUUUUCUCAAACACACGUCUCCAAGUCGAAAACACCUGACUCCCGAGCUUGUUUUACGUCUUGUGACGCCAUCGUGUCCCUUGUGGUCGGCGCCGGUGGCGGAGUCACCAUUUACUGACCCUUUUUUGGGGUUCUACUGGCCAGGAGGUCAGGCUACAGCGAGAUACAUCUUAGAUAAUCCGGCAGCUGUGACCGGUCGUCGGGUGCUAGACAUUGGCUGUGGGUGCGGGGCGGGCGGCAUCGCUGCAGCCAAAGUGAAAGCGAAGCGCGUCGUAGCCAACGACAUUGAUGCUUGUGCAGUAAUCGCAACGAAACUAAAUGCAGAAAUUAAUAAUGUUCACCUUGAUACGGAUACGAAUAAUUUUAUUGGAUCCAGUUGUAAGAACUUUGACGUAAUUUUGAUCGGAGAUAUGUUUUACGACGAGGAGUUUGGAAACUCGCUGUUUAUGUGGUUAACUGAGUUAUCUAAAGAAAAUAAGACGAUACUGAUAGGCGACCCAGGUCGCCACGGACUGACAGAAAGUAGACGAAGCCACAUGACGCUACUAGCUAAAUAUGAUUUACCAAAAGAAACUCGCGAGGAGAACAAUGGAUAUACCGAAACAUCUAUUUGGAAAUUGAAUAAAGUUUGAUGUGUAACUAUA